Molecule: messenger RNA, 7183 nt
Organism: Leptopilina heterotoma
Lineage: Eukaryota; Metazoa; Arthropoda; Insecta; Hymenoptera; Figitidae
Gene: tara
Exons: 7
Coding region: 1115-2191 (358 amino acids)
Cellular component (GO): nucleus
Molecular function (GO): transcription regulator activity
Source: RefSeq, a predicted model, not a curated record
UUGGUAAAGACUGUUGUCGAACUAUACUCAGUAAUGCUCUGUAUGGUGAGCUAGUCUGUAGUAACUAUUUACUCGGCAGUUUUAGACAGAAAUUUUAGUGCGAAUCGUCUUUUUUUCUUUAAAAAAAAACGGAGUGUAUAAAGUGUUGUUGUGUUCAAUAAAUUUUGAAGGAAGAGAGUAAAAAAACUCUACUCCUUUCGUCAUCAAAAAUCAACACGAACCUGUUUACCAAUCAGGCGGAUUUCUAUCACUCGAAGACCUUGUUUCCUAACAAUCAGUACGACUAAUCUUUACCUCUGGAAGUUGUCUCAGACCAAGAUGCUGUUACCACAGUCUGAUAUAUGAUGGUGGAACAUUCUUCAGUGAACGAAAAUUUUCAAGCGCUGAGAAUUGAACGUACGACCUAACCGCUUACAAGUCGCAUACUUAAUCGCUUAUUCAUGGACGCACAUGACAAAGGUAAACUGCUUGAACAUACACUAAAUCGGAUCUCGGUUCUUUGGAGCUCUUCUCUAUUUCUUCAAGAAGUCCAAAUUUUAUUCUGUCUCGAACAGUUAAGGCCUCCAAGGUGCAAUAGUGUCGGAAAAUGUAUUGGUUCCUGUGCAACUUGUUAUUUAAAAGGAACAAUAAUGUCUGAUACAUGUUGAUCUCUAUAUGCUGUGGCUACUGAGAUUUUCUCAUUUAACAUUACCUUCUCCUACUAUGUCAGUUCCAAAAAAAAGAAAUAUCAAGACUUCUUAAUUCUGACACUUUUCUUCAUUUAAAAAAUAUUAAUAUAGAAGCCGUGCCAUACCUAUGCACUAUCGUCACUAGAUGGAGAAUUUUGUGCAACUUUAAGCACUUUUGACAAACUUAAGAGCGUGCUUCUCUUUACAAUUCUAUCCAAGUUUAAACUGGUUCCACACAUACUGUAUGAUGAUGUUAAGAACGAUAACAAAGGAGACUCCUCUCUCUUUAAUAGCCUACGUACUUUGGUGUGCUAAGAUCUUCAUUAAAAGAAAUAACCGAAUACAACAGGCAUAAUUAUGAAUAAUUCUGCCAAACUGUGUAACUAGGGACCUAGCAUACGCUAUUGGUAUUUCAACCAUUGCAUAUUGAAGUUCCACAAAACUGUAUGAUUGGAACAAAAGUUAAAUUGCUGUUAAAGGAUUGUGCAUGGAGUUGUGCAAUGAUGGGUUUGCAGGCCACGUCAGGAAAACGUAAAUUGGAAGCAGGUGUGGUCUGUAUGGAAUUUGAUAUGGAUGUCGGUGAGAACCCUUCAAAAUUUAGCAGAGUUGAUGGGAGCUGGUGGGCAAUGGAUGAAAACUACUCAUCUCAUUUGAGUCAAACGACGACGCCCUCGUAUUAUGAAAUGGACUCACCAUUACCCUGUUUACAAACUGGACUUUGUCCGUCAACAAGUCCAACACCCCCGGCUCAAUUGCACCAUUCUCAGCACUACUAUCAACGUGGUCUUGGAAACAAUGGUUACAAUCAACUGUCAAGGCCGACAAUACAAUGGGCACAGCCCCACAAUUAUGAACCUCCAAUGAUUAGGCGAGAAGAAAACGGUAAGAGUUAUCUAGAGCUUGGCUCCAGUUAUCGCGCAAAUGAAAGAUGCUGUGAAGGAUCGAGGUCCAGUUGGUGUCGAAGAGGACGAACAUGCUACAGACAAAGAAGGCUAGCUGUCCUCAACAUUUCCAUGUGCAAACUAGCGAGAUACCGUCAAUUCCCAGAUCCAAGUUUACAUCGAUCUGUGCUCAUUUGCAAUACUUUGAGGCAUUUAGAGAAAGAAAUGGAGAGGGAUCGAAGUCCACCUCCAAUGGAACCUGUUGUUUCGACACCAAUUGCUCAACUCCAAAGCACUGAGCAAGGAAGGCUUACGCCUUUUCCCGUACCUCCAAUCUCUUCAACAGAGACCGACGCGGACUCGGGCAUUGGUGACAGUGAGGACAGUCGGUCGAUCAAUUGGGGUAGCGUCUUAUCUCUAUCAAGUCAAUCGCCUCUAGAUCCUCUAAAUAAUAACGAGCUUUUAGAUGUCGAUAUAGGUCCAGAUCUGGAAUUAGACUUAAUUCCAGGUUGGAAACUCACACCUCUCUCGGCAGAUGACAUCCUCAGGAAUACCAACGCCCAAGAACACCAUGUGAUUUCCAAUGUUUCGAUAGGCAGCACGAGUAGUAACUACGAAUCGCUCAUGUGCGUAGGAUCAUAGCCUCCGAUACCAACUUUGCUAAGUGGUCAUUGAUUUAAAUCCUCUAGCGCAUCAGAGCAUAUAAAAGAUUUUUAGUGCUAAUGACGACCGUCCGCUGCUUCGGUAUGCGUAUCGAUGCAGAGCAACCCUAAUACACUAAAUAUUUAUGCAACAUUGCAUUCUUAUUUUUUGAAGUUGUUUCAAAAAUGAAUGUGCAAUGAUCGGUGCUAUUAGGGAAGAGUUAUCUGCUAACAUAAUCUGUCUAUUGUUAUGGUAACUUAAAAAAACAUUUAUGAUACAAAUUGUCACAUAUAUGAUGCACAGAUUUUGGGGAAAUGGUGCUAUUUACGUCCGACCUGCUGCUCUUUUUUUAAGUGUAUCAGUAACAAUUCCUGGAGAGAUUGAUAUUUUAGUAACAAAAAUCCAAGUAAAGUAAACCACCAAUUGGUGGUUGUUCAUCUAACUUGUCACUUAUUCAAUAUAAUUGAAAGAUUCUUUGAAGCAGAAACUUAUCAUUAGUUAGUUUAAAUAAUAAUCCAUAAACAGAUUUAGGAUAUAUUGGGCGCUUUUCAUAAUGAAUUUUGUUGUCUCUCUUUAUAAGUUAGGGAUUAUUUGUGACGCGCUCCCAAGAAGGGUACCUAAGAAGCAAAGAAAUUUAGGCUGUGUUUAUAAUUUUUCGACUUAAAAUACAGGAAGAGAAUCAAUUACUAUUAUCAAUUUUUGAUGUCCAAAUUACUUCCAAAGUAUUCAAUGAAAACUUCUUUUGAUUUAUAUGAAUAAUUAGAAACGUAACCUAAAAUUUUUUUCUUUCUUAGGUACCUUUCUUGGGAGCACGUAUUCCAUCUGUAAAAUUAAAAAUUUAUUAAUACUUUCAUCUAUCCUCAUCAUUUGUCAUUACAACACUCAAUAGGGAGUUUUCAUCAAAAAAUUUUUUUAUUUAAAUCGAUAGAUUAGGUCUGAUUUAUAUAACAAAUUUUUUUUCUAAUAAUUUUUUAAUGAAAAAUAAGCGUAUAAAUAAAUAAAAACAGUUUGCAUAAUUUGAAAAUAACGAAAACGGUCCGGAAAUAACCGAGUUCUACCGAAGGGACUGUGACGUCAGAGGUACUUAUAGUUGUCUAUGUUGCCAUGAAUUCUUCAUGUAAAACAUUAAUUUUUUCUCAAUAUUUUUAUACUAUGAAGAAAAACAAAAGAUAUAAGACGUGUUUUAUGUCGUUGUAAACCAAAUUUUUCUGCUGUCAAGAUCAUUUUAAUUUAUAUAAUUACAUUGCAAGAAUUUUAAAUUACACUAGUUAUAAAUUAUAUUUUGAGAUAUGCAAGAGUAAAUAAAAAUUUCUAAUAUUAUUGUAUAUAAUGUAAAAUUGAGUAGUCAACAUAACCUAAAAAUAAAAUAAUAAAUCGAUAUUUUAGGCAAAUUCGAUGGAUCUGCUUUUUCAAAUCCCGGGUCUAAUAUACAAGGGAUUUUUUGAUAAAAAAAUAAAUCGAUACCUCAGUGUGAUACAGUCCUAUCUUCUGGUAAUACUUAAAACUGUCUCAUCUCGAGGUGACGUUUUCUACCGUGCUAUCUCAAAAUUUGACAGAUUGUGGUGUCAAUAAAAAAAAUAAAUUACGGUACUAAAAAUAAUUAUUACAUUCAAAACAAUUAUUUUUUCAUAUUUUAAGAGAGACUUUUUAUUAUAAUAUAUAAAAAUUUAGUAUGAAUUAAUAAAAUUUAACCACUUAAAUGCAUUUAUACAAAACAGCUAAUACAUUAACCCUACUUUUUGACAGCACGAUACAAAGCAUCACCUGAAGGUAGGAUUGUUCUAAAUAUUACCAGAAGAUAGGACUGUAUCAUACUGAAGUAUAGAAAUCAUUUAUUUUCACUUUAAAUAAAAUAAAAUAAUUUUAAAACAAUCGUAAACAAAGAUCAUGCAUGGAUCAUGCAGCAGAAGACGCGCGAGAAUAAGCACCCGUGACGUCACGUUUCAGUAACCAAUAAAAAUUGUUUUCUUUCAGCAUGGAUAUUUUCAAAAAUUUUACAAUUUCAAUUUAAUUUUUUAAUGUGUAAACUUAAAAAAAAUUAAAAACUUUCAACGCUAAUAUAUUUUAAAAUAUCUAUAUUUACUAUUUCUUAAAAAAAAACUUGAAAUUUUUUUGAUGCAAACUCCCUAUUGAUAAGUUUCUGCCCUUUCAGAAAUUAUUUCAGAAUUAUUACUCUUAUCUAAACUGUGCAUAGAGAUGGCUACAUGUCACUGAUCUCUUCGCGAUUCAGAAGUCGCUUGUGAAUAUCGACAUCCCUAGGCAAUGAAGGCUUAGAUAAUUUUCUAUUCUUUACAAUAUUUAAUGUUGAACAGUUACUGAUGCGUUUCAAUAAAAGAGCAACUUUAUUUAACACAAACAUUUGUCCAUCUAUGAGAAAACGACUUACUUUGUUUUUUAUAGCACAAUAUUUAAAUUAAAGUUAACAGUAAGUUUAUCUUAAAAAAUAUGUAAGUAUGUUGCAAGUUUUUCAAAACAAGUUAUAAAUAAUGCCGAUGAAUAAAACGAAACAAAACGAAUAUAACAAAAAGUAAAUAAAAAUAAAAGAAACUAGUGCCGGGAAAAUUGAAGGUUUUUUCUACUAAUUUUUUAUAUGUACUGAAAAUAACAAGUUUCCAUCAAACUUAAAUUUUUGAAAAAAAAUUCAUUUCAAAUUUUUAAACGUUCUGUAUUUAUAACUUAUGUCAAAAUAUUGUGCUAUUCGAAUGAUAAUUGUAUCUGAGUCAUGUCUGAGUGAUUAUUUUCAAAGUGUUUAGUUAGAAAACACAGAAAUUUCUUAUGUAGCUUAAAAUAUGUUAAAAUAGUAUUAUUAUUUUAUUAUUAUAAUAAUUAUUAUAUAUUAUUAACAGUUACCUGCAUUGCAAAAAGUAUCAAUUAAAUUGGCAAAAUACUUUUCGGAUUCUACUUAUCUAUGGUAUUAUAGCUUUAUGAGAGCAAUUUUGUUUUAUGUACUCUGAAGGUUUCUGUUUUGUAUUAAUUUUUUUAAUCUUUAUUUUGAAGAAAAAUUGUAAAUUUGGUUAUUGACAGUAAUAUUGAUUUAAAACUAAAUUACAGCGCCAAAUUUCAACUAUAUUUUUUAAAUGUAAAUUCUUUAUUAUAAUUUAAUGUAAGUCAAAAUUCUGUAUUUUCGGAGAGAAGAAAAGUUUAGUAAACUUAAAAAUAUGAUCGGUCGACCCUUGUUAUUUAGUGAGUAACUCUUGUUUCUACUUCUACAAGUCUUAUGCUCUUUAAUCUUUUACGAUAUUUUGUUGUAGAAUGUUCUUUUUUAUUGUAAAUUUUGAAUUUUUGUAUAAUACACUUGAGUUGUUAUAGUAAAAAACUUCAAGUUUUACUGUUUCGAACUGGGUAACUUGAAUACAUAUAUUUUGUAUGAUUAAAACGAUUAUUUACUGUGCAGGAUUUAUUAUGAAAACGGCCACUAGGACAAUCUUAAGUAUGGAAUGGUUUUUAUUUUACAAUUUUAUUUUAUACAAUUUUUUUAUGUUAAACAAAAAAAUUAUUUUCACUAAUCUUGAAUAGUUUCCUUCAGUGUGUCGCAAAAUUUGACAGAGUUAGACUUGAAAAAGUUGUAAAUGAGAUUAUUCAGUAAGUAAUUAAUAAAAGUUGUUGAUUUAUCAAAUGACUUAAAAAUGUCAAAAUGUCGUUGCGCUGGCAUUUGGAUUUGUUUUCAUCUUUCGACAAUUUUUAUAUUUCACACUUUUUUUGUACUUAAUCUUUUCAUAUUCUAUGUGUACAUGUGAGCAAGAUUUGAUUUAGUUUCUUAUAGGUAGAUGGAAGUACAAAGUUUAAGUAUUUAAUGAUAAUUUUCUGCAGGAUCUUAGUCAACAGAUUGAUAACCGAUGUUAAAUAUAAUUAUGUUAUUUCUUUUAGAUUUACCGAAAAAAAUCUUCUUUCUAUAAAUCUCUAAUUGUCGCUACUCCUCGGUUUAUUUGUGUGAAAUUAUUAACUAUUUUUUAAGAUCCUGUAGAGAAAAUUAUCAUUAAAGUAAUAUAAGCUACUUUAUAUAAAAAGUAACAACAAUAUUUGAAAAUAAGCAUAUGGACAGAUUUCAGAUAAUUUGCAUUAAAUGUUCUUAUUCUGCGUUUCUACCAUUCUCACUCUAGAUGCAAUUUCAUUCUAAAUUAUGACCAUCAAAGUGAGUCAUUUUGUUAACCCAGUUGAAAAUACUUUUACAGGAAACUUAAAGGAUCAAACGAUUUACUAUUUUUUUGCACAAUUAUAAGAUUACAUGAAAAUUUACUAUUGUUUGUAAAAUUCUACGCUCAGUAAAACUCAUUUUUUUACCAGCUAUUAUGGAUUUCUGUAAGUGAAUUUUUAACUGUGGAUGGCAAAACUUAUGCAAUAAUGAAAUUUAUUGCGAAUUUAGAGUGUAUUCAAUUUUACCAGCAAACUUUAAUAAUUUGGUAGAAUUUACAAUUGAAUUUAGAUACAUUUUCUUGGCGUGAAUGUAAAUAAACAGUAUAUUUUUUCUCUUUCUUGAAAGAUUCAUUAAAUUUAUGUUAUUUUCUACCAAAAUAAAAUGGCACAAUAAUUGCCUAACUUACGCAAAGUUUUGAUGCACUCUAAAAUAUAUAUUAUGUGAAAAACUGUUAGUCUUGCAAUACUUUCGAAUAAAUGAAUGAACUUGACUGAUUACUUAAAAAACAACUUAAAAAGAUUAAAUGUAAAUAAAUUUACCAUAAGUAGAUUACCUUUAUCGACACACGGUCAUUCACAUAACAUUGACAUAAAAAAAAAUUCGAAAUAUUUAUAGCGCAUGCGCAAAGUUCUCAAUUGUACAGUAUUGCGUUUUUAAAAUACAAAAAAGUGAAACAAUUACACAUGGAAUAAGUACUUGAUGUAAAUAGAUAUAAUAAGUAAUUAUAAUUCAUACAAGAAGAAAUAUAUGAACAAAAUGGAUGUUUUAUAUACUUAUGUUUUAUCAUUUUAAUAACGUUACGUAAGCAAUGUAAAUUUUAAAUGACGCAAUGAAAUAUAUGUCUGUAAAAAAUGAAA